Drosophila suzukii is the source of this 460-nucleotide messenger RNA. RefSeq lists its product as uncharacterized. NCBI's taxonomy places the organism in Eukaryota, Metazoa, Arthropoda, Insecta, Diptera, Drosophilidae. The record is from RefSeq and is a predicted model, not a curated record.
CAUCAUUAUGUAAAUUUUGUUUGGCGUUUCCUCCAAAAAUAGUUUCCAAAAGUAAGUUAAAUUCCCCAAAAUCCCAUUUCAAUCCAUUAUCGGUGCGAGUGAUACCUGAAGCUCCAUCGCAAAAAUGCCAGUGGCCGUGCGUCUUGUGGAGACCCUGACCCUCAUCACCAUAAUGGGUCUGAUCACCUGCAUUGGCCUCAGCGUGAUCCUGGCCCAAAAAACUCUCAGUAUGACCAUAACGUUCCUGGAGCCCGCAGCGAAUAUUGCCAAUAUGGUGUUAAUCUUAACCGAAAAAGUGCUGGUGUCCUCACUGCUCUGCGUUUUGGGUCUCACGAAUAUUGUGGGAAAUGCCCUCCAAGGGGCUGGAAUCGCCUGAUGAUCGCUCCAUUUUCCCCCUCUAACUUUCGGUUUUCUGAUCCAUGUUGAACUCUGUUGUAUGCCCCAAAAUUCUCAAUAUAUU